UGUUUUAACAACAACCCGGUUGCUAGGUGUUCUGCCUUGGCGUCCUGCUAUGUACCGUUGCUAAUUUAUGAGUGUUAUUGUUAUGUAUAUUUAAACUGUUAUGAGCAGUUUGUGGAUUAUGGAUUACACAUACACAUGUUCUCUUGAUGGGCGUUACGGGUUCGCAACAUACAAAACAUUAUAAAAAGAAAACAAUACCACGUCGUUUAGAUGAAUUCCAGAGAGCCAGUUCAGAUGGGCGAAACUUUGGCGAAUGAGGCAGACUUUCUGGGGAUGAUCAAGGAGUAUCUAAAGUAUGCAGAAUUCACCGAGACCACUCGCAGUUUUGAAAAGGAAUGCCAAAACAAGGGCAAGCUCGUCUCGAAACCUCAAGGACAGAACCGACAGAGAGAAUCAAAGAACGUCACCAUUCAGAGAGACUUGCUUGGCUGCUUCGACGACGGGGACCACAAGGUGUUCUUUGAGCUGUGGAAAGAACACGUACCCCCUGAGGUCAAGGAUACGGAACCCCUGGCUCUGCGUCUGGAGUUCUAUCUUCACAUUCACUUCACCAUCUACCCUCUGAAGAAUCACCCCGGCAGAGAUGACCUGGCUGAGUUUGAGGAGAGGAUCUUCCACCUGAAGCACUACCUGGAGACACGGGGGGCCGCACUGAGCCAGACCACCGAGUUCCUCCCGUACUACGCCCUGCCCUUCGUGCCAAACCCCAAAGUCCACCCCUCCUUCCGGGAACUCUUUCAGGAUUCCUGGAUACCAGAGUUGAAGGAAAAGUUGGAGAAGUUUCUUUCGGUGGCCUUGAAGGCAUCCAACCUCCCCAGGCUGCUCACCUUAUACAAGGAGGGAGGCCGGGGCACCAAAGAGGCCAUGCAGCAGAUGCAGCUCCAGCUGGCCGAGUCGGAGCGGAAGGCCAACAACGCCACGCGGUGGUUGGGCAAGAUGCACGGCGACUACCGCAACCUGAUCGGCAUCACGGCCGAGCUGGUGGACUCCCUGGAGGCCACGGCCAGUGGGAAGAUGAUCUCGGCAGAGUACAUCAAGAACAUAUGUGUGCGUCUCUUCAGCAGCCAAAUGAGUCAGAGUGUUGCACAGAGCGUCGACUUUACCAGGCCAGGCACAGGAUAUUACUCAAUGAGUCCCUAUGACGACGGCUAUGCCUCCUCGCUGCUACGGGCGUCCAUCGAACCGCAGAAGUCCCGGGAGGUGCCCCUGCUGCCCUCCCUGGACUACGACCGUCUGAAGAGGGACUUGCUGGGGGGCUCGGAGCGCCUCCGCUGCCUGCUGCUCCAGGCUCUGCGCUGGAGACUGACCCGCUCACUCCCCGGGGAGCAGAGAGACACAGUGCUGCAGGCCUACAUCAGCAACGACCUGCUGGAGCGCUUCAGCACGCAACAGAGGACCGUGCUUCACUUGAUGUGGUCGAAAAACGAAAUAGUUUGCCAAUACAUGGCGCGCCUCAUCAAUGCAUUCACCUCACUUCCAGACGGGCGCCUGUACCUCUCCCACGUUCCCUCUCUGCUGAGGCUGCUGAUGGAGGUACUGCGACGCGAGGAGAGGGAUUCCUUGAGCCGGGAGAACGUUCUGGUGGCUCUGCAGAAACUCAGCCUCAGGCGGAGCCAGCAGACGGCCAUGAUCGAGGACGACCUGAUUGGCUGGCUGGUGGACGAGCUCCAGGACGCGGACUGCCUGAGCGACUUCACGCUGCAGUACGCAACGGCCCUGCUGAUGAACCUGUGUCUCCGGACCAAAGGUGCUCACCCUGUCUCUCUCUCUCUGAGGUCUCUCUCUCGCUGGACUUUUACAGUUAAUUUCUGUCUUAAUCUCUCUCUCUCUCUCUCUCUCUCUCUCUCUCUCUCUCUCUCGCUCUCGCUCUCGCUCUGUCUCUCAGAGAUUCUAAUGCAAUUGGCUAGACCUAGUGAGUUAAGGUUAGCUAUUUAAUGCCCAUGUAGAAUGGUAGGGGUUCUGAUAUGUAAAUAAGUAUCUUGUUUAUUUGAGAAAUGAUAAUGCAACAAAAAAUGCUAAUUUUCAAAUAUAGCUUUAUCAUAUACUGUAUCUUUUU
This is a messenger RNA of Gadus macrocephalus (Pacific cod), 2056 nucleotides long. Its product is annotated as lisH domain-containing protein ARMC9. Gene Ontology annotation, cellular component: centriole; ciliary basal body; ciliary tip. NCBI's taxonomy places the organism in Eukaryota, Metazoa, Chordata, Actinopteri, Gadiformes, Gadidae. Bases 211 to 1935 code for a protein of 574 amino acids. The transcript is spliced from 16 exons. Gene Ontology annotation, biological process: cilium assembly. The record is from RefSeq and is a predicted model, not a curated record.